Cyprinus carpio (common carp) is the source of this 634-nucleotide messenger RNA. Its product is annotated as kinesin-like protein CIN8. The transcript has 7 exons. NCBI's taxonomy places the organism in Eukaryota, Metazoa, Chordata, Actinopteri, Cypriniformes, Cyprinidae. The record is from RefSeq and is a predicted model, not a curated record. Gene Ontology annotation, cellular component: microtubule; kinesin complex. Gene Ontology annotation, biological process: microtubule-based movement. Gene Ontology annotation, molecular function: ATP binding; microtubule motor activity; ATP hydrolysis activity. Bases 104 to 538 code for a protein of 144 amino acids.
AAAAAAAAUCGUACUGAUCCCAAACUUUUGAACUUUUAGGGAACCAGUAAAUUGCAUCAGUUAAAAAAAAAAAAACCUUUAGAAGAUAAAGGAAAGUUUUCAGAUGCUCUUGUGUCUCACUUCCACCGUUCAGGAUCCAAAAAGGAGUGAGGUGAUCUGGGUGCGUGACUUUGAGGAGGUUGUGCGUCUCGAUGGGUUGACAGAGGUGGAAGUGAACUCCCCCCAGGAUCUGCUACAGGUGCAUCGCCGUGGCUCUGCCCUCAGACACACAGGGAUCUCAAAGGGAGAUUUUCCAAGCCGAUCCCACAAGGUAUUCAACAUUGUGGUCAUUAACACAAUGCUCCAGUCCCGUGAGGGAGUUUUGACAGCCAGCAAACUCACUCUGGUGGAUCUGGCAAGCUCUGGAAAGUGUCGCAGUUCUGCGGUUCCUGACGUGAGGAGAACUUUAAAUGCCACAAAUGUAAACCCGAAAGAGACCAGGAUGCUGAAACGCUCCCUCACCAUAUUCGGAAAUGUGAUUUUUGCCCUCGGCUCUUAGGGACUGUCACAGACAUACUUGCUUCCCAUUCUUUUGAGUUCAGUCAGUCCCUCUGAACCUAAACUCAGCUCAAGUCACUGUGGAGAUGGGCCGGAG